This is a messenger RNA of Silurus meridionalis, 5867 nucleotides long. RefSeq names its product rab11 family-interacting protein 5 (gene rab11fip5b). The coding region runs from base 237 to 4289 and encodes 1350 amino acids. Gene Ontology annotation, cellular component: phagocytic vesicle; secretory granule; mitochondrion. The record is from RefSeq and is a predicted model, not a curated record. The transcript is spliced from 6 exons. Gene Ontology annotation, biological process: regulated exocytosis. NCBI's taxonomy places the organism in Eukaryota, Metazoa, Chordata, Actinopteri, Siluriformes, Siluridae. Gene Ontology annotation, molecular function: small GTPase binding.
GUAUGAGGGCGGGCCGGAUUUAGCUGCUGUCAAAACACAGUAAUCAGGGUGCUGCAGAAAGCUGCGACUCUGCUGCUGGUUAUUUGUUGGUGUGAUUUGUAUGAGCAGCGGUGAGGAUUCUUCUCGUCUCUCUACAGUGUGUUCUGGAGGAGGAUAAUGCAGAUGUUUUGGAGACACGCAUAGCUGCAGGGACAGUGCUCUAGCGGUUUUAAGGACCUUCUGGUAGUUAUUGGGCAAUGCCUUUGAUCAGCCUGGAUGAUGAAGAUCAGAGAUGGGUUCCUACGCACGUCAACGUGACCGUGCUUCGGGCCAGGGCGCUACGGACCAAGGGCAAGCAGGGCAGCCGCUAUGUCUACACCGUUAUCCAGCUGGGGAAGCAGAAGUACACGACGGGACUGGCGGAGAAAGCGGCCGAGCCCGGGUGGAACGAGGAAUGUUCCUUAGAGCUGCAGCCCGGCCUGCUGGAGUGUGUGGGAGCGCAUCCGCCCAGCAGUGGGAAUCUGAUCCUCACCGUCAUGCUCAGGGUUCUCAUCGGACUCGACGUGUUUCUAGGGGAAGCCGUGGUGCCUUUGGAUAAGGUGUUUCAGGGAGGAACGUGCCCUAGGAACGAGUGGCUAAAGUUGCACUCUAAAGCUGGAAGAAAGGAGAAAGAGCGAGGAGAGCUGCAGCUUACCAUCCAGUUCACUCGCAAUAACAUGACAGCCAGCAUGUAUGAUCUGACCAUCCAGGACAAACCUCGUUCAGCCUUUGGAAAGUUGAGAGACCGUGUCACAGGCAAGAAAAGAGGAGACGUGGAGUCAUCCUCAGCCAUCCUCCCCGGACGCUAUGCCGCUUUGUCAAGCUCAACGAGUCAGCAUUUCCAGGAGGAUGGUGGUGGAGAGGACCAAGUACAAGAGGAGUGUAGUGAUGAAGGCAAGAGCAAGGUGAAGGGCUUCUUUCUGAAGGGGAAGUUGCGAAAGAACUCGGACACACACUCCUGUUCUUCAUUGGCCUCAGAAAGCAGCAUGGCGUCAUCAGCAGGGGAUCCUUUUGUUCCCAUUGAGCUAUGCAGCACACCUGUCUACAGCACCAGAGUCGCGGAUCCUUUCCGCACUGACUCCGACAGUGGAGUAAAGGUGUUCACAGCUCCUAAGGUAAUGACCCACAAGCGUGCACACAGCGACGAGGCUAGUAAAAUCACAGUUGCCUCACGUCCCAGUACGGCUGUAGAGAGUGUAAAGGGCCAAAAUAUCCUGCUCUCUAAGUCUACUCUCUGCAUCAAUGGCAGCCAUGUUUACUCCGAACCCGUCUACUCCAAAACACCAGGGAAUCUGCCAAUCAAACGCACGCUACUAGAGAAAUGCUCUCCUUUAUCACGCUCGCUGCAGAAUCUUACACGCCGCAGUGAAGAGACACAAAGACGUAGCUCUAUGGACAAGAGCAAAAGGGAGCUUGAGGGAGAUGGUGAAGGUUGCUCAGCACUUACAGAGGGAUUCACCACCUCAGUGGGGAAGCCAGUGCAUGCAACUGCACCCCUGGUGAUGGCUUCUUCGGCUACUGAUGUCUCAGAUAAAGGGAAGAAGCUGAGGAAGACUUUGUUCUCUAGUGGAAGAAGCGACUCACUCCCAUCUAAAACUGAGCAGGGUCAGGAGGGACGUAUGCGUGGAUGGUUCGGUUCCAGUGACGGGCAAAACAAGCCAAGGCUGGGAGUUCCUCCUAAAGUAGAAAGCAGCCCAGAAACAUCCACUUCCCUCUCUCCUUGCUACCCCACUGUACCACCACACUCUCUUUCCCUAGUUUGUGCUUCUAGCCAUAAGUCGUCCUGUUCUGUUGGCCCUCACUCUAAUCCAUUCACUCAUCCUUCACCUCCACCACCCUCUAUUUCCCCUACCAACCCUUUUCUCACACGACUGCAAAGGAACCCUUUUUUUGAGGAUCUCAUAGCUGAAGAAGCUUUGAAAUCUCCUCCUGCAAUUAACAGUAACUCAACAUUCAGCCAUUACCCAGCAUUCCCUCUGAAGUGUGGCUUUCCAAGCACUUUUCAUAAUACCACACCAAACAAAAUGUCUAUAAAAAGAGAGAGGCCUCGAAAUGUAGCUAGGCAGAGUUCCCUUCCAACCUUAAUGUCUGGGACACCUGAGACAGCCACUGUGAACUCCGAUAAUGCAGUGCAAGCAGGGCAUCCUUUGUCCAAGAGUCGAGGGGAAUGGGAUGAAUUUGAGGCUUUGGCCAGUAGCCGUCUUAAAUCACCAGUUGGGACACCUACUCGACCACCCUCAGCCCCAAAUCCUCCUUCACCUCCUAACUCUUAUCCUGUAGAAUCUUGCAGUAAUAAACCCAGGGUUGACGAACGAAUCUUCAAUGACUGUAACCUGCCUGCCUUAACCUCACGAAGGCCAGUGAGGACCCCGCUUCCCUUUCAAGAGAGGUGCUCAGAUGGCUGGCUUGACAGGGCACAGGAGCUUGCAGUCCAAAAAGAAGCUUGCCUGCUCUUCCAGACAGAUUUGGCCUCAGUACGACAUAGAGAGAGACAUAGAGAUGCAAACACCAAAGUUUCUCAUUUAGAUAAAGACAUGAACUGUGUUAUUCUGGACCAGGAUGUGAAUGUUUGUCUGUCUGCACAUACUGUACAAAUGCACAAAGAUGAAAAUCUGAACAUUUUGCAAAAUGGGCAAGAGAAAAUUUGGACUGAGGGAGGCUUAAAAAUUGCUCCAACGAAUUCACAUUAUAAGUAUGAACACAUACAGGAAAACUCCCUGCAUUCUGCAAGUGAUCACACUGUGCCCAGUAUUCCAUUUUGCCUCUCAGACUGUGAUACGACUGUGAGUGAAUCACUGUGCAGUGACUUUCAGGUCCAGCUAAAUCCUGAAUCUUCCUUUGAACUGAAGCCCUUUGGGAACACAAUAACUGCUGAGGUCAUCACUAAUCCAGAUUCCAAUAAUAAUAACACAAAUGACACUUCUGAGUUUGCUUUUAUUGAUUGUGACAGCUCAGCUUCAGAUGUGAACCAGACUACUUUUGGCAUGAUAGCUAAAGAGAGCAAUAAGGCAUCAACCCAGUGUCAAGAUUUAUUAAACAGGAAGGCAGAGCUUGAAUCAAUAUUCCGUAAGGAAAUUCCAGAAACUGAUGUUAUUACAAGUGAAAAGUUCACCAAUGAACAUUAUGAAAAACACUGUGAGAACAUAGAACAACACAUCAUCCAACCACAUACAAAUUUCACCUUAAGGGUUGAAUCAGAGGAUCCCAAUCACAAAGAGAGCUCUGUUAGUCCACAAACAAUCCCACAACGAGACAGGGAUGACGGAAGCAUGACAGAAAAGCUUAAACCUAAGGCAACAGAAGACAAUGCAGGCUCUGAUGCGCCUCAUGAAGUUAAAUGCUGUCUGAUUUAUGACAAGAUUAAGACUAAAACAGCUGAACUCAAGCUAGAAGCGAAUUGGCCCAAUGUUCCUGUUUCAGAGAGUCACACAAACACUGAGUCACCUUUGACUCUUACAGACUGCAUCAGUUUUGAGGAUUUGCAUGCUCGAGUAGCACCAAGAGGCUCAAAAAGCCCUUCCAACAUUGAAGUUAGAUCAGCGCGCAUCAGAACACGAUCAAAUACAAACUCCCCCAAGACUGACCCCAGUGCAGUUUUACCAACAGUCAGCUCUGAAAUUAGUUCAGCCAAAAUUUCACACUCAGACCUUAUUGGGCAUACAAGUUCAUCCCCUUCUUUCUCCCAUCCUAAUGCCACUUCUGAUCCCAGCCUGUCCCCACUUAUGCAUUAUCCACCUGCAAGGCCUGGUUCGGGAAGCACUCUGGCUGAAGCCUCCAACAUUACCUCCUCACUCCAGCUGCAGUCCACUGCAAAGCACACACUUACCACAGAGGAGGCAGAAUCGGCUAGCAGUCGCCCUCCCGCUGAGGAGAGCAGCCCCCAUCCAGUGAAGCCUCUGGCCAACACAGCAGUACCAGGAGAGAAGAAAUCGGUUUUGGAGAAGCUGCGUUCCUCCAUCCAUCCUGGACGUGCCACACAGCAGACCAUGGCUGAACCAGAAAAAACACAGGUGUUCAUGUCAGAAGCCCACACUCACUACCAGACUAUGAGUAACAUGGAGCUGAUUGCACUACUGCUGCAACAGGAGAUGGAUGCGGAGAGGCAGCGGGCUGAGUCAGAGCUCCAGGCCACGCUUUUGGAGAAGCGUGAGGCUGAGCUGAAGAAACUAAAGGUCCAGGUGCGAGACCUGGAGGACUACAUCGACAAGCUGCUGGUGCGCAUCAUGGAGCAAACACCCACCUUGCUGCAGGUGCGCGCCCGGCCCAAAUGAUGUGUGCUUCGCUUUACUACAGCUGACGUUUUCACCCAUUUGCCAUCUAGUCACAGUACUGUCCUGUUCACUGACAUACCCCCAAGCUUUGCAAACAUCAUUUUGGACAAUAUGUGGACCACUCAGGGCCAGAGUUUGAAACGUUAUUCGACGAGUGGUUUUUCAUGUUUUUUGCUAGAAUGUUUCCACUGUAGGUUUUGCCGCAUAAAAUGUUUCUUUUACAGAAUUCAAACAGUAUCAAUUUGCAUCUAUGAAAGGUAUUCAAAACUAAAAAUCAAUAAGAAAAUACACCACACACUGCAAAUCAAACACUGCCUAAAGAGAAGGACUAGUAGUACUAUUCAUUGCUCUUGUACACAAGCACUCCAGGAUUAUCUGUUUGCUUGUAAGUGGUUGUAAACACCAAACUGAACAAAAUAGUAAGGAAAGACAUACAGUAUACAUUACAAGGUCAAAAGUUAAUAUACACUUGAUAAUUAUACUCAUAUGUGUUUAGAUUUUUUGUUUUGUUUUUGCAUAAUUUCAGAUUUAGCUUCUUUUUUGCUGUUAUAAUAACUUACACUCUUGACUGCUUCCACUAUAUUUUGGGGUGUGUCUGUGGGCAUUUGCCUGUUACAGAGAUUUAUUAAAGUCAGGCAAUCAUGCCUGUUGAGAAGCCCUAGGGUGAGAUGUGUGUUCAUGCUUUGUGCAUUGCCAUUCUGGAGCAGGUUUAGUUCCAAUGUUACAGUGAAAAGAGAUGAUAACGCUACUGAUUGCAAAGACCAUCUACUGUAUACAAUUGUGUGCUUCCAAUAUUGUGGCAACGGUUUGGGGAAGGCCCACAUAUAAGUGUGGUGUCCAGGUUUGAACAAACAAUUGCCCAUAUAUUGUAUUUCUGUGAUGUUCCAUUGUGAUCCUUAAGCUUUUCUGCAUUUCAGAUCCUUAUCAAUGGCUUCUCAGAACAAUCUGUGUAGUAUCCAUUAUAGCUUACAUGCUAUAGCUGAAAUACUUUUUUCCAAAAUCUUGCUGCUUUUCUCGUCUUCCAUGAACACUUCAAUGAAACGUCCACUUAUGUGCUUCCAAGCGCUUCAAUUAAAUACAAAUUCUCAGGUCGGUCUUCUAAUUAUAAAAUGUUCCAUAAGCAAAUGUGAAUUCUGUCCUGAUUAUCCAAUAGAUUUUGGAUGCAAAAUAAUCAAUUUCCAUUAUAUGUCUGUAAAUAUCGCUAACAGAUAUACUCUACACUGUAUUAUGCAAUGACUUGCUGUCUAACACAGUCAGCUUCUUCCAUAAUAUCCAAAUAAAUGCAUGUUCAUAAUUGCAACUGAGCAUUUAGAACCAAAAAGCACCUACAUGUAAGCGACAUAAUAGUAUAUUCUAGGCAUCACACAGUAGUUCAUCAUGCUGUUGUAUAUUUCCAUAGCUGCUCGCUGUAAAAGUAGUUCGAUUGGCAAACAUGCAAAAGAAAAAUAACCAUUAAGCAACCGGAGGAGACUACAUUCAGAUUGUUGAAGAAUGUAAUGGUGACCGCUUUUGUUAAAAAAUAUUCCUAAUUGAUCUCAGACAGUCACUGAAUAUUAUUUUGACAUCAAUAUAUAUAUA